This is a messenger RNA of Cylicostephanus goldi, 786 nucleotides long. Lineage: Eukaryota; Metazoa; Nematoda; Chromadorea; Rhabditida; Strongylidae. The record is from the annotation of a GenBank genome assembly.
AUGCAAAGCGAGUUCGAGCAUGCAAGAAGGGAAGCUGAUGAAGCUCGUGAAGAGUGCGACAGUGUGAAAAGAGAACUCGCGGCUAGAGACGAACAAAGAGUGCAGAGUGAUGAUGCUAGAGUACAAGAAGCACACGAACAAGCGCGAGUAGCGGAAGAAAGAUUCGGGAAAAUGAAAGCUGCUUAUGAGAAAUUCCGACAGGAGCAUGUUGCAGCAUUGACGAAGUUGGGAGAGUUGCAAAAAGAGUUUGCUGCGAGCGAAAAAGCUAGAAUGGACAAAGAAGAGGAGUACACAGCCCUGAAUCGGCGUUUGGAAGAAUCUGAAAAGAACAACCAAGCAUUAUCAAGUAAGGUUGAAGGUGAUGCUGUAGCGGUAGACGAAUUACGAUCUCAGCUAGCGAAGGCCGAUAUUGAUAUGGAGGAUCUGCGACGGAAUAUGGAGAAUCUCAAAGCUGCUCACAAAUCCGAAUUGGUUACUGCAUCUGAUCGCUUUGUGGAUGAGAAAGCUGAACUCGAGAAGAAAAUGAAUGGGAUGAUUCGUGCCGCAGUGUUAGCCAUGCUUUCUCGUUGUGAAGAAGAACUUCCCAAUGCUAGCACUAUCACUUAUCCGCCUCAUCUUGCGAUCUCCGCACUCACGGCUCUUGUUACUUUGAUGGGCGAGAAGAAGCCAGCUUGCAUGGGUGACACCAUUGUUUUGGCGCACGACACAGUCGUAGUAGUGACUGCUUGCGCAGCAGCGGCUUACACUGCGUCAAUUCAGCAUUUUGAUGGUGGGUCAUCUGUAUAG